Magallana angulata is the source of this 1265-nucleotide messenger RNA. RefSeq names its product caspase-7-like. Gene Ontology annotation, biological process: apoptotic process; proteolysis. The transcript is spliced from 5 exons. NCBI's taxonomy places the organism in Eukaryota, Metazoa, Mollusca, Bivalvia, Ostreida, Ostreidae. The coding region runs from base 141 to 947 and encodes 268 amino acids. The record is from RefSeq and is a predicted model, not a curated record. Gene Ontology annotation, cellular component: cytoplasm.
AUGAAGUAAACAACAUUAUAUAACAUUUUCCGUUCCGCGUUUAAAUAGCAACACCCUCCACUGGAGUUAGCCAGAGGUUGCCGAUUGCUCUGAGAUCAACGUGAAACUGGAAGUAGAACAUUUGGUAAUCCCUUUUGGAAAUGCCAGUACCAAGAUAUGAUUCUAAAGAAUGCAUGGGCAAAGUGCUCAUUGUGAAUAAUCAGACCUUUUAUGCUAAAAAGAAGGUAGACAAUGCUCAAAAAGGCAUAGACAAGGAAGACGAUGCCGAAAAGGGUGUAGACUGUCGCCCCAUAAAUAAAGAUGAAGAAGAUAAGAAGGUGAAAGAAUUGAUUAAGACAUUGAAAGAUUUGGGGUUCACAGUUCUUGGCGAUGAAGAACAAAAGAACAAAACCAAAGAAGAGUUUAUUGACUUGUUAAAGAAUGUUGCUGCAAGAGAAGAUUUAGAGGAUGACUAUUGUUUUAUUUGCAUAGUCUUGUCUUAUGGACAAGAUGGCGUAAUUACUUGUUAUGAUGAGACUCAUUCACCCAAAGAUCCAACAGCAGAUAUGCAACUACCUGUUUCUGAACUUCAAGGAUGUCUGAAGGGAGACAAAUGUAAAGGUCUUCGCUUGAAACCCAAGAUAUUCAUGUUACAGUUGGAAAAAGUUGAAUGUAGCUCAAAGGAGGGUGGGCAGCCAGAGAGACAAGGGAGACAAGCGCCGUCAGUAAAAAUUCCACGAGAAGCAGAUUUUUUGAUAUAUACCAGUGAAAGAGAUCAGGCUAUCACAACCUGGAAUGAAGGAUUAAAAAAAUAUGUCCUGGAACCUGAACAACCCUUGGAGAUCCAAAUACUCCUGACACGGAUGAAUGGUCUAUAUUGGGAAUAUUACAUGAACGAAGAGCAAAUGAGGAUGGAUACACCCUGUGUGACCUCUCUUCUUACCAGAGAAGCUUAUCUGAAGCAAUAGGAAUCAAGCCCAAAAUAACAUAGUUCGUUGUCCUAUGUGCCAUCAAUCAGUUUGUAUAUGUGUGUGGUAAAUUACUCAAGUAAUGAUUAAAUUGUUGGCAGUAUGAUAAUGGUGAUGUUAUAAUAUAUAUGCAAUUAGCAUGGAUAAUUUAACAAAACGUACACAUAUAUGGUGUAGAUUAAGUGUUUAAAAAAAAGUUUGGUUAAAAACAACUCAGAUAUUGAGAAAAAACGAUCAUAAUGCUUGAUGGAUAUGGAUCCUUUUUCUUACUUUUACGAUCAAUUUAUUAAGAUGUUAAAAUAAAAGAUGUAAAUAUAA